AUGGUAUCUGAAUAUAACAAAAACCUCACCAUGACCAUGUUAAAUUUCACAACUCCAAUCCCUGGUGAUGGAGGCAGCGGCGUAAGUUGCUGUCAAUCAGACCAUAGUCAACUGGAAGGUGCCAUCCUACCCCCUGUCCUCACCAUCGACGUCAUACUGGGGCUGCUGGGAAAUAUGGUUGCUCUGUGGAUAUUUUGCUUUAAACUGAAGGUCUGGAACCCCAACAACCUGUUCCUCUUCAACCUGGUUAUCGCCGACUUCCUGGCUCUCAUGAGCCUGCCUCUCAGGAUCGAUGCUGCGCUCAGAGGCCACUGGGUGUUUGGUGAUGGCUUGUGCAGGAUUGACCUCUUUCUGAUGUUUUCCAACCGCUCGGCCAGCAUUGCACUCAUGACCGUGGUGGCAAUUUACCGCUACUUUAAGGUGGUCCACCCUCACCACCGGUUCAACCAUCUGACCAAGAGACAGGCUGUGCACGUGUUAGUGUUUGUCUGGCUGUUGGUCAUCAGCCUUUGGGCUCCCAUACUGGCUUAUAAACACAUUAAAGGCAGUGGCAACAGCACCCAGUGCUUAUACUUCACUUCUUCUUCACUCACCAUCAUAGUCAAAAUGCACCGCAUGCUGACGGUGCUGGAGUUUAUCAUCCCAAUGGUCAUGUUGUUGUUUUGCUCCAUCCGGAUUUCCAUCUUCCUGAGGGAGCGGAAAAUGGGAAAAUCUGAAAAGGUGCGCAAGGCGAUGAGGGUGUGCAAUGCCAUCGUCGCUGUGUUCAUAGUGUGCUUCUUACCUACCGUAGUGACGAGCAUCGGGCUGGGGGUCAUCCACUCGUACCGCCCACAGGACUGCGCCACCCAUUACACUUUCACCCACCUCAUCAUCGUGUCUUUGGGGCUGAACUUCCUGAACUCAGCUCUGGACCCCAUCUUAUACAUCUUCUCCAGCUCCAUGUUCAGGAAGGCGCUUUGCAGCUCACUUCCCCGUUUCCUGCGCUGCGGUCAGGACACAGGCGACACAGAGGAGACUGAAUGUCAGUCGACCACCCAGCAGGAAACUGUAAUCCAUGAGGGCCGACAGAGGGAAUGAAGCCAGGUAAUACGCUUUUCUUCAAUAACAAUGACUGGAUUAUGUUUUAAUGUGUUUGAUUUUUGUAGUAUUUUGUACUGAAUUGUCUGCUUGUAUUGUGUGUUUUAUUAAAUUUUUUUAUGCUGCUGAAGCUUUGUUUUACGUCUGUGAACUUUGUAAACACAUUAGAUUUUCAGUUAUCAUAAUUUCUUAAAUCCAAAGUCAGUGUAUGUAAAUAUACUUCAAACUUCUGUGGUUGAAGAGAUUACAGAUGUGUGUUUUAAUUAUAGGUAUUUAUUGAACCUUUAAAAGUUCAAAUUGCCCUCAAAGUUUGGAAAUUUAGAAAAAUACACAUAGAUUUGUUGUGCAUCAUCUUAGACAAAUUUCUGUGAAUUUUGUGAAUAUAUCUAUAUAUAUCUAUAUAUUGAGUCAUGGAUGUACAGACAACUAUCACUGGAUUACUUUGAUACUUAAGAAAACUUGAAAAUAUUCUGAUUCUUCAGCAAGUAAGUUCUGCAGCCUCCUUUUUCUCUGAUUUUUAUAUGGAUUUUUUGAGGUUUAUUGGCAAGGGAUAUCAGGGAUAAUGAUAUCCUCAGGAAGUGUAGGUCACACCAAAUGAUCUCAAUAUGUGUUUCAUGUCUGUGUGGUACGAUCUGACUGAGUUAUGACUCUGAGAAGGAGGAUGGUUUUUGACCUAAAUUCCUCUCAAUGUUUUUGCCUCACCUUCAACUCUCCAGUGCCCCCCUGGGGAGGCUGUCAGGGUUGGUAGUUACAGUGUUGGGAAAGGUGGGGGGGCUGACUUUUUGUUAAACUUCCCGGAGUAAAUUUCUUUUUGUAAAAUACAUCAAAUCUCAAUCAAGUCAAAAUCUCUUUUGUUAAUAUGUUGUUAUUUUGUUAAAGAUAAACUUCAUAGGCUUAAGAGCUAUUUGUUGUUUUAGUAGUUAAUCAGUACCUAAUAAUAACUAACUCUGGAAACUGCACAUGUAUUCCCGCAACAGAAACCUCAAGGUCAUGGGAAAUUUUAGGAUUUAGCAUGUCACCCUCCAUCCAACAGCUCAGCAUAGCUAUUAACUUAAUUCGUCUCUUUUAUCACCAAGAGAAGGAUCCUCUGCAAAACUAAACAAACCUAAACAUUUCUUUAAAUUUAAACACUUAAAUGUAACAUUAAUGGUGAAUGUACAUUCAUUCCAGUUUUUCAUAAACAUAAUAUUAAUGUAAUAAUAUAAUAUACUAUAAUAAAAUUGACUUUGUUUUCAUGUUCUGCUUUUCUGCUUAAUGGUGACUGCUAGGGCUGCAACUAGCAAUUAUUUUAAUUAUCAAUGGAUUAUUUUCCUUCCUUCUACGUCUUAUCUGACGCUCUGAGUCACCUCCACACUUUCCGCACUGAAUUCUCUGGGCCUGUUAACCUAGCCUUCUUGAUUUGGCGUGAACACAAUUAUGUGUUUCUGACUCUGUGAACGGGCACCACAUGAGUCAAUUCAAAUUUGAAUACAAAAUGAUUUUAGAUACAUUUUUACAAAUUUUAGCUUUUGAUUUCUACACAUUUCCUUCCUGUAUUCUUUUAGUCUGUUAACCUUGGCCAUCGUGAUUUUCCUUCAAAAUGGCUGCUGAUGCUGGCGUGUGCACUACUGGACCUAAGCUGCCUUUGACAUAAUCAAUCACAGCAUUCUGUUAUAUCUGGGAUAUCUUUUUUCUGAAAUCGAGCAAGUAGUCAAAUGUAUGUUACAUGAUCCAUAAAUAAAAACAAGAUUUACAAAUGUGUAUGUAGAUUUUUGGGUAAUUUAUGGUGUUAUGUGUCCACGUUUGAAACAUUAGAGUUUCUAAUACUUUAUUUCCAUUUUGAGACUUUUUCUGACAUCUGAAAUUAUUAUGAAGAACUAUUUUCUGAAGAUAAAUAUUUCUGUUGUGAGUUUUUCCCCCUUAGUUUAGCCUAGUUGACAUAUCAAAAUAGUCAUUCUUAUGUAGAGGCUCUAAGAUAAAGUCACAUUACAUUUAUUUUCAUCAUUUCUGUGUCUGUGACUUGAUGUGAUGUGAUGCAACAUCCUUUUGCAUUUUCUAAUCUUAAGUUUGAGGGAACAUGUUGAAACAGGAAAUCCUCAUGGGCUAAAGCCCAGUAACCAUAAUUUGCACUGGGGAGGGACUUAUGUUUUUUAUUUUGGCUUAGGAGAGGGACAUACAACUUAAAACAGCUGCAUUUUGUAUUUAUUUUAAAUAUGUUUUUUUCUUUUGAAAAUACAUGUUUUACUGCUGUAUGGUGACGGGGCUCAUAAAACAUUUCUGAGGAAAUAAACCCUUCAAACCUGCCUAUUCAGUUUGUGUUGGAAUGUAACGGGUCAAAUGAAAGAAGCCUCUAAUAACAGCCACUGUGGCAGCUGAUAUUAUUCUUGCCGUUUUUGCCACUGUUGUAUACGUUACUUUAUUUGGGAAAACAGUCAUUAUAUGCACGUCACUAAUGUUGGCUGUAUGCACGCUGUGGUGUGUUUGUGUGUAUAUGAGAGAGAUGUGUAGGCUUAUUAAAUGUUGGUUUUGUGUGGGAGGAGGGUUGCUGUCAUGCAACCAUAUUCUGCUGAAGUGCACACAGCUCGUGUGAUCAUGUAAUUUCUUAUAAGGUAGAUUUUCAUUUUUCCUAAGAGUGUCUCGUUCCUGAUGUUAUCACUGUCAUGCCAGCAAUGACAGGAAAGGAAACCUUCUCCUGUAAUAUUGCUCAAGUCCCUCACUAUGAGCAAACUUGCAGAGUAAGGUCAACAGGUCAUGGCAGGGUCUUUAGGGCAGAGGAGCAGUGUGCACUUCACAAGUCAAG
Molecule: messenger RNA, 3856 nt
Organism: Thunnus maccoyii (southern bluefin tuna)
Lineage: Eukaryota; Metazoa; Chordata; Actinopteri; Scombriformes; Scombridae
Product: hydroxycarboxylic acid receptor 2-like
Exons: 2
Coding region: 1-1077 (358 amino acids)
Biological process (GO): G protein-coupled receptor signaling pathway
Cellular component (GO): membrane
Molecular function (GO): G protein-coupled receptor activity
Source: RefSeq, a predicted model, not a curated record